GUUUUUACUGUCUGUCAACACUAACACCGCUGUUUAUUCUGACAGAGAUUACAUGAUCGCAGAAUCCCUGAUCUUUCAAGCUUCAAGCGUCUCUGUGAUAUCCAUGCGUCGAUGUGACUUGGAAUAAUUACACCAUUCCCCGCGUAGAAGAAACUUUUGUGGAAAACUAGCUGUAUAUUAAUGAAAACUUUCAGUUGAGUCGGAUUAAGUUUCAAUUUCAUUUGAAAUAGAGCGCCGAAUUUUACAGGAUUUUUGCUUAAUUUUCAUCAGAGUGCGAUGGAAUAAAAAUAAAAUAAAACGUGAGAAAUAUAAAUUGUAAUAGAUACAAAAUAGUGGAAUGAAUGUAACUUUUAAUCUUUUUGACAAAAUGUGGUAUUGUUGGAUACUUAUUUUGGCUAUGGUGGAUUACGGCUACUGUGCAGCGAUCAAACCUGAGCCUGUCGCUGCGACUUGGUACAACGCUUACGGCGUUUGUCGGUCAACCGGUCACAUUCUGUUCCCCGGCCGGAGCUACCGGAAGAAGGGACUCUUAAACGUUCUCAAGGAGGGGGAAAGCGCCUGGCUGUACGGAUGGCGGACUGUCAUGGACACCGAUCAAGACGAGCAUGGCCGAGUGGCUACCAUGAAGAUCGACUACAGCAAACCGCUGAAGAAGCCCUUGCCCAUUCUCUGUGACGAUGGCGGACAGUUUUAUCUGGACGAUGUUGCCAGUGGUGACGACCGAACGUGUACCCGUGCAGGAGCCAAGAUGGCGGACGUACAGACAGCGGAGGAUUACCGCGUCUUGUUAAAUACAAAUCUUAAACCCGACGCACCGACAUGGAGCGGUUCCAUGGCCCCAUCAGGAGCUGCAAUGCAUUGUCUCAGUGCUAAAAAGGUGGGAGGCGACAUCGAGUAUUUGUACGAAGAUUGUGACAAGGACCUCAGAUUCAUUUGUUUAAGAGAUGCCGACCUCGUCUCGAUGUUCUCUCCUCUGUUUGCUGUGAAGAUGACUAAUAACGAUGAGGUUGAGCAGAUUGUUCAGGAGCAUCAAGCUAAGAUUACUGCAUCAUCAUCAGCUGCAGCAGCAACAGCAAUAACAUCAACAGUUACACCAGCUUCAAGCUCUAUAGGAAUAUUUCCAAGCUCUACAAAAAUGAUUUCCUCGUCUGAAUUAGCUUUGAAUGAAAAUUUUUCGUCACCAUCAAUGGAUGAAACAUCUACUAUGUCACAAUCAACUUCAUCCGUUCCUGAUGUUCAUUCUGCGAGUGCAAUAGCAGAUGUGGACACGGAAGUAAUGGCUACUCCUUCGGCGAAGGAAACAACCACAACCAUAGGCAUGAAACCGUCCCCUCUUUUAGUGUCACCAUCAAGUGUAAAAACCGUUGACUCAACCCAAUUUGAACCUGCAGUCACCUCAGUGCCUUCGGUAAAGGAUUCGUCACAACAAAUAUCUGAUCUCCAACCAUCUGCUGUACCGACUGUAGCCCCUACAGUCGCAUUAGUUUCAUCGCCUGUUUCAAGUUCAACAGAAGAAUUUGCUGUCUUACCUUCCGCUUUAUCAUCAAGCCUAGAACUUUCUACAGGGUCAGUUUCCGUUGAAAGUCAGACGUCUGCGCCACAAAUGCCAGACGAAAAAACAACAGCUACCUAUUGGAUGGAAGAUGUAAAAUCAUCUUCUAGUGUUAAAGUUUCAGAGCAAAUGAUAUCUUCAUUUGCAGAACCAUCGCCGUCCAUGUAUUCACAUGAUACUUUUGACCAAGCUACGUCCACUCCUGCUUCAGAGGGACCAUCAUCAAUUUACAUUUUAAUCGAAUCAUCAAGUGAAACAACUACCUCUUCAUUAACAUCAUCGUUAAUGUUGGCUUCAACACCGUCAUAUGAAUCUGGUUCUCAGACAGUAUUAAGCAGCGUUUUACUACCCACACCUUCUGAAGUAGCAUCAGCAUCAAUUCAAGAUACUUAUAUUGUUGAUAUAGAGCCAACUGAAUCAUUGUAUCCAAGCACUGAUUUAACAGAGACAUCUAGUUACUACCCAACAGAAGAACCCACAACACAAACAGAACUGAUAACUACUUAUACGGAUGAUGCGGUAACUUAUGAUAUAGAUGUAAUAGACAUGGGCACAAGUACCACCGAAACACCGCUUAUUUCUAUAGCAAAUGCAACCUCUGAACCUUAUACAGACGAUAUUGACGUUGACGUCCCUAUGGGAACAAGUUCCAGUUCAGUUUACACCCCUUUGGAAACAAGUUCCAGUUCUGUUUACAACGCCAUGGAAAUGAGUUCCAGUUCUGUUGACAUACCUAUGGAAACGAGUUCUAGUCCUGUUGCCAACCCUAUGGGAACAAGUUCCAGUCAUGUGUUCAUCGCUAUGGAAACAAGUUCAAGUCCUGUUGAUAGCCCCAUGGAAACAAGUAGUUCCAGUCCUGUUGAUGUCUCUAUGGAAAUAAGUUCUAGUCAUGAUGCUAUCCCACAUUCAACGGUAAAAGUUACUUCAUCAGAACAAUUAGCUCCGUCGAGAACAAUAUAUUUUGUACCAUCGGCCACUGAUUAUAAUUUCUCUGUUCUUCCCUCUUAUGAAAAUGCUUUAUCAUCAAGCCAAGAAUAUUCUGUUGAAAGUCAGACGUCUGCGCCACAAAUGCCAGAUGAAAAAACAACAGCUACCUAUGUAAAAUCAUCUUCUGAAGUAGCAUCAGCAUCAAUACAAGAUACUUAUAUUGUUGAUAUAGAGCCAACUGAAUCACUGUAUCCAAUAUGGUCAGUAUCAAGCACUGCUUUAACAGAGACAUCUAGUUACUACCCACCAGAAGAACCCAAAACACAAACAGAACCGAUAACUACUUAUACGGAUGAUGCGGUAACUUAUGAUAUAGAUGUAAUAGACAUGGGCACAAGUACCACCGAAACACCGCUUAUUUCUAUAGCAAAUGCAACCUCUGAACCGAUAGAUGAGUCGAGUGAAGACGAUGAUCAAGAUCAUGUUCUUGAUAAAGAAGACAGAGAUGACGAAGAGGUCACGGAAACAAACGAAACAAAUGAUGCCGUAGAAUCAACAGCAACUGACAAAAAUAACUCAGGUAUUGAGACAUCAUUGUGGGUAGCAUUUUGUAUCCUGGCGUUAGCUGUCAUACUGGCCAUAGUUGUUGCCGUUUACUUAUACAACAGGCGGAAGAAACAAAAAUCCAAGGACCUUCCAGCCACAGCAGAAAACGGAGCGGCGGCGGCCCCUGCUGGUGCCCCUGCUGGUGCCACUGCUGGUGCCACUUCGGGUGAGGCGAUAGUAGAGCUGCGGGAGAGCCCGCCGCGGAACGGCAAGCCUAGGGAGUCUGCCACAUUUAGAGACACAGCAUAUGAUCUUUAGCUUACUGAUAUUAAUUAGGAUUUUCAGGACUUGUUAGACUUUAACAUAUAGAACGUCUUUUGACAUGGAUCUUACACUACAAAAGAAGGCAUGGAUCAGAAAUGUGGGGUGAAAUAUUCCGAUACCGUGUUGUAAGAGUGCUUCAUAGAUUAAGAAAUCCGUCAAUGCAAUUUCAGUAUUUAUGUGAUUUAUAUGUAAGUCCUUGUAAAAUUGUUUAAUUAAUUUAAUUAAGUUGACUCUGAUGGCUCAUAAUAAGGCCUGCAAUUGAAGCGUGCCAUAAUAGUAAGAUACUAUUUCAUGGAUCUUAAACAUUUAUCUAAACAAUACAUUUCUCAUAGUUAAUACUGUACCGGGAUUAGAUAUAUUUAUGCAUUGUGUAAUGCUGACAUAAUGUUCAGUAUGCACUAGUUGUACUAGUAUUAAAGUAUCAUGCAGGGAUUGGGGAGCAAUUUUCAUAGUUAUAUUCGCAUGAAAUACGUCUUCUUGGUGCAAGAGGAAUCAUCGGGAGCACUGUGCUGAAGUAAUAGUUAGAUGACAUGAUUUAAAAUCCUAAUGAUUAAGGAAAGGCGGAGUGAGCGUAGCGGACGAGCCCUCCUUAAUCAUUAAAAUGUCAUUCAGGUCAUCUUACUGACUUAGAAUACAACCUCAUUGCCUGACACAUUGUCAACGCAAAAUCUGACGCAGUAAUUGUGUAUCGAAUGAGUGGCAGUGGGCGGACCUUAAAACACUCGCGAAAGUUCAAAUUCUUAAUGAUUAAGCCUAGUACUUAAUGAUUGCCUGUCUGCAAUUUCAUUGGCUGUAAAUGUAGGUUGUUUUCUAAACAAGAAGAGUCAUCAAGUACAUACCUGUGUACAUAUUUGUCUUCCAUGAAUGUAAUUUGCCGUCAUUUUUGUUUGCUUUUGACUUAAUGUUAUUUAUAAAUGAUAAGUGUAUGUCCUUGUGUACCUUUUCUGAUAAAUCGAGUGCUUGAGA
Messenger RNA from Mya arenaria, 4315 nucleotides. RefSeq lists its product as uncharacterized. The coding region runs from base 338 to 3343 and encodes 1001 amino acids. Lineage: Eukaryota; Metazoa; Mollusca; Bivalvia; Myida; Myidae. The transcript is spliced from 8 exons. The record is from RefSeq and is a predicted model, not a curated record.